AUGCGUUUGAUAAUUUCUCUACUGUUAGUUGUAGUCGUUGUCGGUCGAGUGGACAAUGUGUCUUUGUGCAAAAGUGGCCACUGCGUGUGUCGCGUGAAUAACAAAAGCGAGAAGGAAGAUUACGGCGAAAUAGUUGACUGUUCGUACUACGCUCGUGUUUUAGAAGAGAAUUACGAACUCCCGUCGUCUGCGUCGUCGUUAGACUUGUCGCGGAACAACAUCACGACCGUCCGCCCGACGCUCGUCUUGCGAUCGAACUCGCUCGCGGAGCUGCUGCUGCACGACAACAGCAUUCACCGGAUAGAAAUCGGUGCGCUGCAGCUGCCGGCAUUGAAGAAACUGGAUUUAAGUAAUAAUCAUUUAACGUUCAUCGCUAAGGAGACCUUCAAGCAAAUAAAGGGACUGGAGUAUUUGAACCUCGCACAUAACGACUUCCACGCGCUAUCCGCGCUAUCGUUUCAUCAUCUCGCCGAUUUGAGUGAAAUCAUAUUGGACGACAAUCACUUGGGACCGAGCCUUCGCGACAGAAAUUUAUUCGAUAGAAACGGAUACGGGCUGACGCAUAAAAUACGAUCGCUGUCGAUUCGAGGAAUCGACCUGAAUACGGUCCCCGAUAAUUUCUUUGUCGACGCUUACGACGUAAGAAAAUUAAUCGCGUCCGACAACAACAUAAGUGAAAUAUUCGAGUUGCCGAUCACCCUGGAGUAUUUGGACUUAUCGGAUAACCCGAUAGACGACUUAUCCGGAGAGGACUUCGCCAGCGUACCGGGUUUGAGGGAGUUGAAAUUGAAUAACCUAUCUAUUGCCGAGAUACCGGAUUAUGCGUUCGCUUCGCUUCCCGGGGUAGCUGCACCUGGAGAGAAACAAGAACCUGCGCGACUUCAGCGCGGGUCCAGAUUGUCGACGCUCUCGGAGCGAUUACGCCUGCCGUUAGGACAGCUGGUUUUUUUGGAUCUGCAGGGGAACUUGUGGAACUGUGACUGUCGUUUAAUUUGGAUCAAGCAGCUUCAAAUCGACGACGGGAGCUCGGAGCACUUUCGAUGUUUUACACCGAAGCCUCUGUUCAACGGCAAGAUCACGGAAAUACAUAACAAGUACUUUGUGUGUCCCGUCGAGAGGCACUUAACGGGGGCCGUGAUAGGUGCCGUGUCAGCUUGUGUGUUGUUGACGUUUAUAGCCGCUUGGAUUUACGUGAUGGUGCCGAAGAGACACUCCAAAUUUAAUUUCAUUAAGAAUAUGCACGCUACAACUGGUUAUUCCUUGUUGCCGGUGCACAUGCCUCUUAGCGGUGGACCUUAA
Molecule: messenger RNA, 1299 nt
Organism: Leptosia nina
Lineage: Eukaryota; Metazoa; Arthropoda; Insecta; Lepidoptera; Pieridae
Source: the annotation of a GenBank genome assembly